Pseudonaja textilis is the source of this 696-nucleotide messenger RNA. RefSeq names its product INO80 complex subunit C (gene INO80C). The record is from RefSeq and is a predicted model, not a curated record. NCBI's taxonomy places the organism in Eukaryota, Metazoa, Chordata, Lepidosauria, Squamata, Elapidae. Gene Ontology annotation, biological process: chromatin remodeling. Gene Ontology annotation, cellular component: Ino80 complex.
CUGAGUGACGUGAUCUAAAGCUCCGUUUGGUUUCCGUCGCUCUUCUCUUGGGUUUUUCGGGGGAAGAUGGUGUUUUGUUUUUUUUCCGGCGAAGAAGGAAGUUGAAAACCAGCCGUGCUCCGGAAAACACACAUUUAUGAGUGCCAAUGCAGAACUAGUGAAUGAAAACAAAGCCAUGACGAUCAAUACAAGCACAGGACCAAUAGAAACUUCUAUCAAGCAUUUUCCUUUUAAAGCUCCAAGAUUUAUUCACUCUGGCACUGGUGGAGCAGCAGCUGGCAAGAAGAACAGAACAUGGAAGAAUCUGAAACAAAUCCUUUCUUCAGAAAGAACACUGCCAUGGCAAUUAAAUGAUCCAAACUACUUCAGUAUUGAUGCUCUUACUUCAUUUAAACCAGUCAAAAAAUAUUCUGAUAUUUCAGGACUUCCUGCAAACUAUACUGAUCCUCAAAGCAAACUGAGAUUUAGUACAACUGAGGAAUUUGCCUAUAUCCGAAUGCUUCCUUCAGAUGUUAUUUUGGGUUACCUUACACUAAGGAAAGCAACAAAUGUUGUUACUUGAGAAACAAAACCAAAGCCAUCAUCAUCUUCUUUAAAAAUGUAGGAUGUAUUCUAUAUAAAGUACAGAACGUAUAUUAUCGAAUUAUAAAUGUUAUCAAUUCAAUUAAAAUAUGUAUUAUUAUUGAUUCAGUGUUG